AAGAUAGUUUGUUGUAUUAAUUUGUUAUGCUAACAGUAAUAAGUUGUCGUUGUAAUUAUUCUUGGUCGGAGUGUCUGUUGCGUGUUGUGCUGGACAUUUUCGAGAAAUUUCAUUGCAAUGGAACCAAAUGUAAAUAACUUAACUAUUUCCUUUAUUGAAAGCGCAUCUAAUUCGUCGAAACCAAUAGCACACAGAUUUGUUUGGGCUUUCCAUCCCAGAGAUCCCCUUAUCAGGAAUGUUUUUGUUGAUACAGAUAAGUUAGAUGUUCACUCUCAAUACUGGGAAAGUAUUACUUUGGUUCCAAUUUUGGCGACUGUUAUGUUGGCGGUGACUGUUUUUCUUUUGGUUUUGUUCAGGCAAACGCCAACAUUGGUGGCAGCAACUGUAGCAGCAACAUUAACGAUCAUUGGCAUAUAUCUUAUUCUUAGCAGUAUUACCGAAAGUCGACCGAAAUAUGAAUAAAA
Messenger RNA from Agrilus planipennis (emerald ash borer), 464 nucleotides. RefSeq lists its product as uncharacterized. The record is from RefSeq and is a predicted model, not a curated record. The transcript has 2 exons. NCBI's taxonomy places the organism in Eukaryota, Metazoa, Arthropoda, Insecta, Coleoptera, Buprestidae. The coding region runs from base 118 to 462 and encodes 114 amino acids.